This is a messenger RNA of Drosophila nasuta, 1172 nucleotides long. It is a transcript of the gene galla-1, whose product is annotated as cytosolic iron-sulfur assembly component galla-1. The coding region runs from base 396 to 971 and encodes 191 amino acids. The record is from RefSeq and is a predicted model, not a curated record. The transcript has 4 exons. Lineage: Eukaryota; Metazoa; Arthropoda; Insecta; Diptera; Drosophilidae.
UACGACCAAAACAAAAACCAGCUGUUUUGUGAAAUUUUGUGUUCAUAGUGUCGAAUUGUGACGAAAAUUAACACGCAAAUCUGUUUGACUAAAUCGGUAAAUCAAAGUUCAUAAUAGUAAAAACGAAACAAAGAUUAUGUUGCAUUGUCCAAGCACACAGAAGCAGCAACAAGAGCAACGACGCACACUGCACACAGCCGAAACGAGGAAUACAACGGUUCGACACAACGCGUAAAAGAUAAAAACACUGACGCGAUAAGAGCGCCCCAAUCAAACGUGCCAAACAGCAGAGCAGCACAUACACACCUAUCUUCACACGUACACACUUAGACGCAUACACAGACAGCUGGGGAAUAAUUAGAGCAAACAGAACAGCACAAAACAGAACGCUAAAUAUGUUGUCUUACAUCAAGCGCAAACUCUCUGAAUCGGACAGCGUCGCCAACAGCAGCAGCAACAGCAACAGCAACGGCAGCACAACAGCCGCAGAGCUUGCGCGGAAAACAAGUCAAAUGUCAUUGGAUAAUGGAGCGAUCGCUUAUGGCGAAGACGCGCUGCUCCAUGAGCUUGGCUACCGCAAUGCUACCGAUCUGCAAGAGACUAUCUACGAUCUACUGCGCACCAUUCGAGAUCCAGAGAAGCCCUGCACCUUGGAGGAUUUGAAUGUCAUCUACGAAGAUGGAAUCUUUGUCAUGCAACCGACCCGCUCAAAUGUCUCUGUGGUGCGCAUCGAAUUUAAUCCCACGGUGCCGCAUUGCUCGCUCGCCACGCUGAUUGGUCUCUGCAUACGCGUCAAGGUGGAACGUGGCUUGCCCCAUAACAUUAAGCUGGACAUUUACAUCAAGAAGGGCGCCCAUCAAACGGAGGAAGAGAUCAACAAGCAAAUCAAUGAUAAGGAACGCAUUGCAGCUGCUAUGGAAAAUCCAAAUUUGCGAGAAUUGGUCGAGAAUUGCAUCAAGGAUGAAGAGUGAGGGAAAAGAGUGGUACUGCAUGGAGUAUAAGGAAUAGGAAUAGUCUGGAGACUGGGAGCUGUGCCCCUUGCAUGUAAAUAAUGAUUUAAGUCGCUUUAAUAUUAAGUCUACCAAGUGUUUGUGGCCUAUACUGUAAGCUAUAAGAUGUAUCGUUAACUUCUGGACUUAACAAGUAAUAUAUAUAUAUAAAAGGAACGCCAC